Zingiber officinale is the source of this 630-nucleotide messenger RNA. RefSeq names its product 60S ribosomal protein L36a. The transcript has 4 exons. Lineage: Eukaryota; Viridiplantae; Streptophyta; Magnoliopsida; Zingiberales; Zingiberaceae. The record is from RefSeq and is a predicted model, not a curated record. Bases 154 to 471 code for a protein of 105 amino acids. Gene Ontology annotation, cellular component: ribosome; cytosolic large ribosomal subunit. Gene Ontology annotation, molecular function: structural constituent of ribosome. Gene Ontology annotation, biological process: translation.
AUGAAGCCCGAGAACGAGGCCCAACUGAAGCCCAUGAUAGAUUGAAGUUGAAAACCCUAAGCUUCGUUGGUCGUCCUCCCGUAUAAGUUAGCCGCUGUUCCGGAUCUCACUUACCAAGUUGCUGCUGUGGAGGCGUAGCGCGGUAGCGGAAUCAUGGUGAACGUUCCCAAGACAAAGAAGACUUACUGCAAGAAUAAAGCUUGCAAGAAGCACACACUUCACAAGGUUACACAGUACAAGAAAGGAAAAGAUAGACUUUCUGCACAAGGGAAGCGCCGUUAUGACAGGAAACAAUCAGGUUAUGGUGGACAGACAAAACCUGUUUUUCACAAGAAGGCAAAAACAACUAAGAAGAUUGUUUUGAAGCUUCAGUGUCAGAGCUGCAAGCACUAUUCGCAGCAUCCUAUAAAAAGAUGCAAGCAUUUUGAGAUUGGUGGAGACAAGAAGGGCAAGGGCACUUCACUCUUCUAGUCUGUUUUCUCAACAUUUCAGCCGUUUUGGUUUUCGCUGGAUGCUUCAGUAAUUUGGUGGCUUGAAUUGGAUAAUUAUUUGCAAUGACAUCUACAAUUUUAUUGUUGGAGAUAAUAUUUUGUUUAUAACAUCUAUCUCUUAGCUGCUUGUGUUUGUUCA